AUGGAAACCAUCAACCUGACAGCUCCCAUGGUGCAUCUGGCUGUGGAAAGACCAGUCAGUGAGCUGAAGACCGAGAGCCAGUCAUACGUGGACCAACUACCAGUGGCUGAGAUUAUACACCAGAAACCGAAGCAGAGGGACUGGCACCCUCCGGACGGUUUCAUCCUAGGUCUGUGGACUCUCAUCCUCCUGGUCUUCUUCAAGACGUACGGCGUCAAGCACCUUAAGCACAUCUUCUAACCCCUGACCUUUUAAGCCUGACCUCUGACCCACUUCUGCUCCUUGUGCAGUUUUGCACAAGUUCACUUGGCUUCCUAGAUUUGAAAGAGGACUGGCGUAGGACUCAUGGUGAAUACUCUAAAGCGCAGGCUUUUAUCCAUCCAGUUAUUUUAAAUGCACGGGGAGGAGUGCACAACUGCACACUUCAGGAUAAAGGACAGACAGUUGGGACGCGGUGUUUGGCGAGCUCCCAAUCUUUCUCUGGAUUACGAGAAGACUACAAAGACAUUAUUAACAGGGAAAGAAUGACGCAGUCUUGUGUGGAAAUUGCCUUUCUAGUUAUUCUAUUUCUAUGGUUAUUAACAUUAUCGAAGGGGCACUCUGUGAUUGGUACAUCCAUUUUGUUAUUGUUUGAAGAACAGAUUGUCCCUUUUAACAUCAUUGUUUAUGUUUGAACUCUGAACUGUGUUGGAGAGAAUGUGGGGACACAACACUGACCUCCCCAAAGACACACAUUGUUGUGCCUUUCUGGACAUAAACAGUACUCUGUAACUACUGGUUACUACUGGUGUUUAUUAUCCUGGACAUGAACAGUACUCUGUAGCUACUGGUUACUACUGGUGUUUAUUAUCCUGGACAUAAACAGUACUCUGUAGCUACUGGUUACUACUGGUGUUUAUUAUCCUGGACAUAAACAGUACUCUGUAGCUACUGGUUACUACUGGUGUUUAUUAUCCUGGACAUAAACAGUACUCUGUAGCUACUGGUUACUACUGGUGUUUAUUAUCCUGGACAUAAACAGUACUCUGUAGCUACUGGUUACUACUGGUGUUUAUUAUCCUGGACAUAAACAGUACUCUGUAGCUACUGGUUACUACUGGUGUUUAUUAUCCUGGACAUAAACAGUACUCUGUAGCUACUGGUUACUACUGGUGUUUAUUAUCCUGGACAUAAACAGUACUCUGUAGCUACUGGUUACUACUGGUGUUUAUUAUCCUGGACAUAAACAGUACUCUGUAGCUACUGGUUACUACUGGUGUUUAUUAUCCUGGACAUAAACAGUACUCUGUAGCUACUGGUUACUACUGGUGUUUAUUAUCCUGGACAUAAACAUUACUCUGUAACUACUGGUGUUUAUUAUCCUGGACAUAAACAUUACUCUGUAACUACUGGUGUUUAUUAUCCUGGACAUAAACAUUACUCUGUAACUACUGGUUACUGCUGGUGUUUAUUAUCCUGGGCAUGAACAUUACUCUGUAACUGCUGGUGUUUAUAAUCCUGGACAUGAACAGUACUCUGUAACUACUGGUUACUACUAGUGUUUAUAAUCCUGGACAUGAACAGUACUCUGUAACUACUGGUUACUGCUAGUGUUUAUAAUCCUGGACAUAAACAGUACUCUGUAACUACUGGUUACUACUAGUGUUUAUAAUCCUGGACAUGAACAGUACUCUGUAACUACUGGUUACUACUAGUGUUUAUAAUCCUGGACAUGAACAGUACUCUGUAACUACUGGUUACUGCUAGUGUUUAUAAUCCUGGACAUAAACAUUACUCUGUAACUACUGGUUACUACUAGUGUUUAUAAUCCUGGACAUGAACAGUACUCUGUAACUACUGGUUACUACUAGUGUUUAUUAUCCUGGACAUAAACAUUACUCUGUAACUACUGGUUACUACUGGUGUUUAUUAUCCUGGACAUAAACAUUACUCUGUAACUACUGGUUACUACUGGUGUUUAUUAUCCUGGACAUAAACAGUACUCUGUAACUACUGGUUACUACUGGUGUUUAUUAUCCUGGACAUAAACAGUACUCUGUAACUACUGGUUACUACUGGUGUUUAUUAUCCUGGACAUAAACAUUACUCUGUAACUACUGGUUACUACUGGUGUUUAUUAUCCUGGACAUAAACAGUACUCUAACUACUGGUUACUACUGGUGUUUAUUAUCCUGGACAUAAACAUUACUCUGUAACUACUGGUUACUACUGGUGUUUAUUAUCCUGGACAUAAACAGUACUCUGUAACUACUGGUGUUUAUUAUCCUGGACAUGAACAGUACUCUGUAACUACUGGUGUUUAUUAUCCUGGACAUAAACAUUACUCUGUAGCUACUGGUUACUGCUAGUGUUUAUUAUCCUGGUCAUAAACAGUACUCUGUAGCUACUGGUUACUACUGGUGUUUAUUAUCCUGGACAUAAACAGUACUCUGUAGCUACUGGUUACUACUGGUGUUUAUUAUCCUGGACAUAAACAGUACUCUGUAGCUACUGGUUACUACUGGUGUUUAUUAUCCUGGACAUAAACAUUACUCUGUAACUACUGGUUACUACUGGUGUUUAUUAUCCUGGACAUAAACAGUACUCUGUAACUGCUGGUGUUUAUUAUCCUGGACAUGAACAGUACUCUAACUACUGGUUACUGCUGGUGUUUAUUAUCCUGGACAUAAACAUUACUCUGUAACUACUGAUUACUGCUGCUGUUUAUUCUAGAUUUAAUGUAUGGGAUCUGAAUGGUGAAUGUGUUUAGAGUUAAAACGCAACUAAAGAUAAAAGGAUGGAAGCAACAAUCCAAUGUUUAUGUUGUAUUUUUUUUUUUAUUGUUGCAUGGUUUAGAAUUAAAGAGGGAGAGCGGAAAAGGAAACUGAGAAUAAAAUAAAGGAGUUAAAAUAC
Salvelinus namaycush (lake trout) is the source of this 2892-nucleotide messenger RNA. Its product is annotated as GPI-anchor transamidase-like. Bases 1 to 240 code for a protein of 79 amino acids. The transcript is spliced from 3 exons. Lineage: Eukaryota; Metazoa; Chordata; Actinopteri; Salmoniformes; Salmonidae. The record is from RefSeq and is a predicted model, not a curated record.